AUGUCUCGCUCCUCCUCCCACUCCUCCGUCUGCUCCGUCAGUUCCGCAUCUUCCUGCUCCGUGUGGUCUUCCUCCUCUUCUUUAUCCCCGCCUUACUACUCCCCAGAAAUCCCUUCCGAGCCCUACAACCUGAUUCUUUCCCCUAGAGCUGCCGAAGACCUUCGUACUCCACAAUCCUCGCUAAAGCUUCGAAUCCGAUGGCAGCAACGAUUACGGCGGUUUCUCCGCAACCUCUGUUGUUUCAGCCAUCCACGCACUGAGGUGGACUGA
Molecule: messenger RNA, 270 nt
Organism: Dibothriocephalus latus
Lineage: Eukaryota; Metazoa; Platyhelminthes; Cestoda; Diphyllobothriidea; Diphyllobothriidae
Source: the annotation of a GenBank genome assembly